This is a messenger RNA of Chenopodium quinoa (quinoa), 1143 nucleotides long. Its product is annotated as cytochrome P450 704C1-like. The transcript has 3 exons. NCBI's taxonomy places the organism in Eukaryota, Viridiplantae, Streptophyta, Magnoliopsida, Caryophyllales, Amaranthaceae. Gene Ontology annotation, molecular function: heme binding; oxidoreductase activity, acting on paired donors, with incorporation or reduction of molecular oxygen; monooxygenase activity. The record is from RefSeq and is a predicted model, not a curated record. The coding region runs from base 81 to 758 and encodes 225 amino acids.
ACACAACACAACACAAGUACACAACCAGCUUCAUUGGCAGCCCCACCCCUAGCCGCCUUCCGUGACACUCCACCCAAAUUAUGGAUAUUCAGGACUUGUUUAUGAAGUCAACGUUAGAUUCUAUUUUCAAAGUUGCAUUUGGAGUUGAUCUAGACAGUAUGUGUGGCUCAAAUGAAGAAGGGAAGAAAUUUGGCCAGGCUUUUGAUGAUGCUAGUGCUUCAACCAUGUUACGAUAUGUAGACAUCUUUUGGCCUAUCAAGAAAUUUCUCAACAUUGGCGCAGAGGCUAAACUUAAGAGAAGUGUCAAAACUGUUGAUGAUUUUGUUUACAAAUUAAUCAGUAACAAAGUGGAACUAAUGAAAAGUUCACAAAGCAAUGUCUCAGAAAUGCAGAUGAAAAAGGAUGAUAUCUUGUCAAGGUUCCUGGAGCAGAGCGACACUGAUUUGAAGUAUCUGAGAGAUAUAAUCUUGAGCUUUGUAAUUGCGGGUAAAGACACAACAGCAGUUACACUUUCAUGGUUUGUUUACAUGCUUUGUAAACACCAGAAUAUACAGGAAAAGGUUGCUGAAGAAGUAAGGAAAAUUACGAAAAUGGAAGGAGUUGGAAAAUUUUCAGAACUUGCUGCUAGUUUGACAGAAGAAUCACUUGAAAGAAUGCAGUAUUUACAUGCUGCAUUGACAGAAACUCUCAGACUCUAUCCAGCAGUUCCAAUGGUAAUUCUAGCUAGUCGCAGUCAGAAAAUUUCAUUGCUCUCAUAAUCUCAUUGUUUGUUCUCUUCCUUUUUAUUUUUCUCUUUUGUGUUACACGUUACUUGCUGAAGUUUAUGUCAAUUUCAGAGGCACAUUCCAACUUAUCAUAUAUCAACCAAGCUAAUUUCUACCUUUCUCUCAAUUUCUAAUUUUGAAAUCAAAAUAAUUGCAUUUUCUCUAAUUUCAAAGUCCAACCAAAAGGAGUCUAAGAAAUUCAGGUACUUGACAAAAAUAAACAAUGCAAUCAUGAUGAAAAACUAAUUGUCCUCUGCUACAAUCCCAUUACCAAAACAUAAAAAUAAAUAAAUUCGAAGAUAAACCAUACUUGUUAUCAAUUCUAAACAUUAAACCCUAAAACCCUAAACUUUAAACUAAAAAAAACCAAAAAAAAAAA